Messenger RNA from Cokeromyces recurvatus, 875 nucleotides. RefSeq lists its product as uncharacterized. The record is from RefSeq and is a predicted model, not a curated record. Gene Ontology annotation, cellular component: mitochondrion. NCBI's taxonomy places the organism in Eukaryota, Fungi, Mucoromycota, Mucoromycetes, Mucorales, Mucoraceae. Bases 29 to 583 code for a protein of 184 amino acids. The transcript has 4 exons.
UUUUUUUUUUUUUUCGCCAGUUUAAAUUAUGCCACCUAUAGCAUACAUAACACGAUCAGAAACUUUUUCUGCUGCACAUAGAUUGCAUUCUCCUCAAUUAUCAUCUGAAGAAAAUCAGUUGUUAUAUGGGAAAUGCAAUCAUCCUAAUUUUCAUGGACAUAAUUAUAAAGUUGAAAUAACAUUAAAGGGAGAGAUAAACCCCUUAACGGGUAUGGUUAUGAAUCUUGUUGACCUUAAGGAAUGCAUAAAACUAGCUGUUAUGGAUCCACUUGAUCAUCGAAAUCUGGAUCUAGAUGUAGAAUUCUUCAAGACAAAACCAAGUACAACUGAAAAUCUGGCAGUUUUUAUUUGGUGGAAUUUCCAAUAUCAUUUUUUAAGAAAUGAAAAUUGGAGAUCCAAUUCAGCUCAAUUAUAUAAAGUUAAGAUUUAUGAAACAGAAAAUAACAUAGUGGAAUAUAUGGGUGAUAAUGGUUUAGAUGAGACAGAAAGACAGAUGGACAUUGCACUUCUUAAAUUAAUGGGUGUAAAUAUACAAAACGAGGCUGAGUCUACAAUUAAGAGUUCAGAAUUACUUGAAUCAUAACAAUGAAUUUUAUUUAUUACUUUUCUAUAAUACAAAGAUAAAAUAAAAUUAUCUAUAUUUUGAAGCCUAAAUUACGCAUACAAGUCAAAUGUGCUUGAAUUAAUUCUUGACAGUUUUCCUCCCCUUUUCUAAAAAUACAUUCAUCACGAGCUUUUUUCGUUUCAGGACAAGCGCAGCAAGGCUUAAGUGGUUUACCAUCUUUUCCAACUGGAAGUUCACCGGAUACAGUGGAUGUUGUUUUUACAGUAGAUUCUGACAUUGUUUGUUAGUGAAAAAAAAAGGGUAAAUAAAG